Messenger RNA from Diceros bicornis minor, 3777 nucleotides. RefSeq names its product vigilin-like. The record is from RefSeq and is a predicted model, not a curated record. NCBI's taxonomy places the organism in Eukaryota, Metazoa, Chordata, Mammalia, Perissodactyla, Rhinocerotidae. The transcript has a single exon. Gene Ontology annotation, cellular component: cytoplasm; nucleus. Bases 1 to 3777 code for a protein of 1258 amino acids. Gene Ontology annotation, molecular function: mRNA binding.
AUGAGUUCCAAAGAAAAUUUAACUGAGCACCAAAGUAGGUAUAUUCAAAAAGACAAUUAUGUUACUGCUUUAAAUUCAGAAGAGGAUACUGGCACUCCAACCUACAAAGAUAAAUUCAAUCAACUCCUAGAGAAAACAAAUUGGUUGGAAAAUGCUCAGGAACCUGCUGAAUUCUCAAGCAAUAAUAGUCAACCUCUCAUGGCCUCAGUCAUCACUCAAGUCCUUUAUCUGCCUCUAGAGGAGGAACAGUAUGUGAAUCAGUUUGAUGAAGGUAGACAAGGAAAAUUCUACCUAGAUAUCAUGCAAAAGACUGGUGCCAACCUAGAAUUAACUUUUGUCAAAGACCAAGGCCUCUGCAUUAAAGUCUCUGGUAAGCCAGAAACUGUCAUGAAAGCUCAAAAGGAGAUUUUUGCAUGGUUUCAGGAUCAAGUUUUAACCACAGUGCCCACUCCCAAAGAACAUCAUUGCUUUGUUAAAGGCAAGACAGGAGGAAAAAUACAAGACUUGGAACAAAAAGAUGCAACCAACAUCCAGCUUUUACGCCCAGAUAACCAGAGCAACUGGAUUAAUAUUGUUGACACCAAAGAGGUUAUGAAGAAGGCUCUACAUAAUGUCUUACUUAUAUCUGCUGAACAAGACAAGUGUGCUGCAGAGAAGUCACAUGUAAAAAAGGCUUUUUAUCCUUUCACUCCUGGACCAUGCAAUAAAACUUUUGACAAAAUUAUACAGGAAACAGAGGCACCCAUCCAUAUUCCACCACCUAGUGUCAAUCAGACACAAAUAGGCUUUACUGAAAACAAGCAACAACUUGAUCAGGCUCAGGCUUAUGUAAAAGAUAUUUUUGAGAACACCAAAAAGAAAACCACACCCAUAGAUGUGGAGAUGAAAUUUCAGCACAAGUGUACGAUAGGUGCCAAGAAAAAUUCUGUUAGGGAGAUCUUGGAAAGAACUGGAAUUUCAAUAGAGAUCUCACCCUUAGAAAGCACGUCAGAUUCUGUGACACACCACGGUGAGUCUGAAAGCUUAAGAAAGGCAUUUACUAAAGACAGUUGGAAGACCAAGGUUUAUACUGUUUCCUCUAUCUCUGUACCUUCUUGGCUUCACAGAUUUAUUAUUGGUAAGAAAGGCUGUAAUAUAUCCAAAAUCACUCAGAACAUGCCAAAAAUUCGCAUAGAAUUUACUGAAGAAGACAAAAUUACAAUAAAAGGACCAACAGAAGAUGUGAAUUAUGCUCAAGAACAAAUUGAGGUCAUAGUCAAAGAUCUAAUUAACAGGAUGGACUAUGCAGAAAUCAAUGUUGACUAUAAGUUUCACAAGCACCUGAUAGGAAAGAAUGGUGCUAUCAUAAACCAAAUUGAAGACAGGAAUAAAGUUUCUGUGCUAAUCUCACCUAAAAAUGAAAAGAAUAACUUGAUCAGAAUUGAGGGGGAAUCUCAGGGUGUCCAACAAGCCAAGAGAGAACUUCUUGAACUUGCUGGUCAUUUAGAAAAUGAACACAGCAGGGACUUAAUCAUUGAGCAAAGAUUUCACCAUGUAAUCAUUGGGCGGAAAGGUGAACGGAUCCAGGACAUCUGUAAGAAAUUCCCAGAGGUUAAGAUUAAUUUUCCUGACCGAGCACAAAAAAGUGACAUUGUCCAACUUAGAGGGCCAAAACAUGAAAUAGAAAAAUGCACACAGUAUUUGGAGAAUGUGGUGACAGACAUUGCAGAAAGUAGCUAUUCUGUAACUAUUCCCAUCUUUAAGAAGCCUCACAGAAAUGUGAUUGAAAGAGGAGGUGCAAACAUAAAAAAAAUCUGUGCAGCAAGAAACACUAAAAUUAAUCCUCCAUCAGCAAGUGGCAACUCAGAAAAUAUUGUCAUCAGUGGAAAACCAGCAAAUUGUGAAGUAGCUUGUAACUGGAUUCUUUCGACUCAGAAACAUAUAACCAAUAUUGCAGAGGUGGAAAUUUAUAUUCCUUCCAAUCUACACAAAUCUCUCAUUGAUUCUAAAGACUGUUUGAUUGGUUCAAUCAUGGAAGAAUGUGGAAGGAUCCACAUCCACUUUCCAAAAACCAACUCAGACCUUCAAAGAGUAAUUAUUAGGGGCCCUACUCAAAGUGUUGAAAAGGCCAAGAAAAAGCUGCUACAACUAGCAGAAGAAAAACAAACCAAGAGUUAUGUUGUGAUUCUCCAUGUAAAGCCACAGUAUCACAAAUUUCUCCUGAGUAAAAAUGGUGGCAAUGUUCCCAAAGUCUGUAAUGAGACUGGAGCAUGCAUCAUCUUCCCUAACCCUGAGGACAAGGAUCAAGAAUUGUUAACUAUCACAGGGACAGAGAAGGCUGUCAAAGAUGCACAAAAGGAACUAGAGGCUCUAAUUACAAAUCUAGAUAAUGUGGUAGAGGACAACAUACUGAUAAAUCCCAUUUACCACCAUCAUUUUCUCAUGAAAGGAGGCCAGGUUUUACGUGAGAUGACUGAGGAGUAUGGUGGUGUUAUUAUUAACUUUUCACAUUCAGGAAAACAGAGCAAUAAAGUCACAAUCAAAGGAACAAAAUUAUGUGUGGAAGCAGCCAAGAAACACAUUCAAGAGAUUAUUGAGAACUUGGAUACUCAAGUCACAACAGAAUGUGUUAUUCCCCAGAAGUUCCAUCAUUUUAUCAUGGGACCAAUGUGUUCUCGAAUCCAACAAAUUACUAGAGAUUAUAAUGUCCAAAUCAAAUUCCCAGACAAAAAGGAGAACUCAGUUACUAAUAUAGAUCCAGUUGUUCAGAAAAAUGAGGAAGAAAUUAGGGAAAAGAGCACUACAGAAGCUGCUGAUAUUUCCCCCCAAAAAUGUGACACCAUAUUUAUCUCAGGCCGAAAGGAAAAGUGUAAAGCAGCCAUGAAAGCCCUUGAGGCUUUAAUUCCUGUGACUGUUGAAGUAGAUGUGCCCUUUGACCUACAUCAUUAUAUCAUUGGUCAGAAAGGAAGUGAGAUACAAAAGAUAAUGGAUGAGUUUGAAGUUAAUAUACAGAUGUCAGCACCUGGAUUAGAGUCUGAUACGAUUUUCAUCACCGGCAUUGCUGCAAAUGUGGAACAAGCCAAGGCUAGAUUACGAGAACAAGUGAAGGCUUUACAAAAUGAAGUAGAAGAUCAGGUAUUAAGAAAUUUUAAACUCAAGUUCACAGUAGACCCCAAACACUACCCUAAGAUCAUUGGUCGAAAAGGGUUAGUUAUUACUCAGAUUUGCUUAAAGCAUGAAGUUGCUAUUGAUUUUCCAAGUAAAGGGAGCAAUAAGAUACAAGACCAAAUCACCAUUACUGGAUAUGAAAAUAACACCAUAGCUGCCCAAGAUACAAUAAUGAAAAUGGUGCAUAAAUUUGAAGAAACAAUUACUAAGCAAAUCCCACUAAACCACCGUGUUCAUGGCCACAUUAUUGGAUUCCAUGGAAAAACCAUUCAUAAAAUCAUGAAUCAGUUCCAAGUAGACAUCAAUUUCCCUUCGAGAAGAGCCCCAAAUCCAAAUAUUGUCACUGUGAUUGGACUCCCUAAUAACGUCACAAAAGCAAUUGAUCAUAUCCUCAGUCUUGAGAAACAUUAUCUAGCUGUUAUCAAAAAGCAUGAGUCUCAGCAGGAGCAAAGAAAGAAGAUCUCUCUGUGCAAGUUAUCCUAUGCUCCAUGCAAGAGUUUUGCAGUAAAAGAUGUUCCCUGUACCGAAAACACCAUAGAAAAGAUCCCAGACAUAAACAAUUUUGAAGAUUUUCCCAGCUUGGGGCAUCAAGUGGAUCCUAAGGGUCACUCUUGGAGAGGCAAACAAUGA